AUGCCUCCCAUUCCUGGCUCGCCCAUUGACGGCCCUGACGGCAUUACUGACAACAUCUCGCCUAUCUUGUCACGCGGUCCGCCACCCACAACCAGUGCUGACAACAACUUGGCUUCUCCCUCGUCACCCAGCGACGACGUGAUCCCAGAAGAGCACAAGCGAGUGCCUGGCCUGAUCCCGCGUUCGCCCCUGUCUCCUCUUCGAGGAUUCAUGUCGAGGCGCGGCAGGAAGCCCGCCCCGCAUCCCAUCGUGACCCAGCCAUAUCUGGCCAGCCAAGGUGGCAAGGCGGCCGUGACACCCGGCAUGGUGAGCGUGGGCAUCCAAAGCCCAGCCGCUGCUCUGGCGCAGGCAAAGCCCAAGCGCAGGACCGCCUGGGGAAUCAUUGACGGAUGGUGGGACCUGGGGCUGCUUGAGAGAAUGAAUACAGUCAAGAGACGGAAGUGA
Lasiosphaeria miniovina is the source of this 444-nucleotide messenger RNA. RefSeq lists its product as uncharacterized. The coding region runs from base 1 to 444 and encodes 147 amino acids. NCBI's taxonomy places the organism in Eukaryota, Fungi, Ascomycota, Sordariomycetes, Sordariales, Lasiosphaeriaceae. The transcript has 2 exons. The record is from RefSeq and is a predicted model, not a curated record.